Messenger RNA from Nicotiana attenuata, 609 nucleotides. RefSeq names its product RNA-directed DNA polymerase homolog. The transcript is spliced from 3 exons. The record is from RefSeq and is a predicted model, not a curated record. Lineage: Eukaryota; Viridiplantae; Streptophyta; Magnoliopsida; Solanales; Solanaceae. The coding region runs from base 1 to 609 and encodes 202 amino acids.
AUGUGUAUUGAUUACCGGCAAUUGAACAAAGUGAUGAUAAAGAACAAGUACCCACUGCCGAGGAUUGAUGAUUUGUUUGACCAGCUUCAGGGAGCAAAGGUGUUUUCUAAGACAGACUUGAGAUCUGGCUACCAUCAGCUGAGGAUUAGGGCGUCUGAUGUCCCUAAGACUGCAUUCCGCACUCGGUAUGGGCACUAUGAGUUUCUAGUCAUGUCAUUUGGGUUGACCAAUGCCCCAGCAGCAUUUAUGGAGUUGAUGAACCGAGUGUUCAGGCCAUAUCUAGACUUAUUCGUGAUAGUCUUUAUUGAUGAUAUUCUGGUGUACUCCCGCAGCCAGGAAGAGCACGAGCAGCACCUCAGAGUGGUUCUCCAGACUCUGAAGGAUAGUCAGUUAUAUGCUAAGUUUUCGAAGUGCGAGUUCGUCCAGUCUACUGCACGCAAAGGUCAGCCAUCAUUUUGCUUCAAAGUUAAGGGUGUUCCGUUGGAUAGGAACCCCUGCUGUGAUCCAUGGUGGUUUUGGCGUGGAGCUGCCAAAAUGUCUGCUAGCCAAGGGCGAGCUGCAUCACCCAGUGCGAACUUCUCCAAAUAUUGCACCGGCUCCACAUCCUAA